Molecule: messenger RNA, 4217 nt
Organism: Micropterus salmoides (largemouth bass)
Lineage: Eukaryota; Metazoa; Chordata; Actinopteri; Centrarchiformes; Centrarchidae
Gene: adamts3
Product: ADAM metallopeptidase with thrombospondin type 1 motif, 3
Biological process (GO): proteolysis; extracellular matrix organization
Cellular component (GO): extracellular matrix
Molecular function (GO): metalloendopeptidase activity
Source: RefSeq, a predicted model, not a curated record
CAAGAGCUUCACACUGCAGCUCUGUCCGGCCGGCGACAGAGGGGAUGUCCUACUAACUCCACCAAAACUUUCUAGAAACUCAGUGAACAGAAAAAAACACUGACUGACAAAAGUGUCGCAACUUGCCUCAUUCCUGUUUGAUUGAAACUUUAACAACUUUCUGUGUGUUUUUGUUGUCUUUUAUUAACUAAAACAGAGGCACAGUCUGCGCAUCCACUUUGAUAACUGCUGUGUGAGCCGGGUCACGCUUGCGUAGAGCGAUUUCCCCCCUCCCUUUAUUUUAUUUUUUAUUUUUUGACGUUGGGAUAAAGGUUUUCUUUAUCAUUUUAAGACUCGUGAUGGCUGUCCUAUCACUAGCGUUUCUGCUUGUAGGAUUUGUAUUGACUUCAGCUGACAAGGCUGGUGAAGUAGAUAGAGAGGACCAGUUGAGGAGCCGGCUGAAGGAAUACGGCCUUGUCACUCCCUUCAGCACUGACUCUCAUGGACACUACCUGUCACACCUGCUCUCUGCCACUCACAAGCAACGCGUCAAGAGAGAGGUGUUUUCUUCUGGUGAAUCUGAACAGAAACUUUUCUUCAACAUCUCCGCCUUCGGAAAGGAGUUCCACCUCCGUCUCCGCCCAAACAACAGGCUGGUGGCUCCAGGUGCGAUGGUGGAGUGGCACGAUGAGGUCCAAGGCUUUGGGAACGUCAGCGACAACGCUGGUGACGAUGCCAGUACAGGUGGCAACCAGACUGAGGCCACUAGCGGGACGGAGAGGAUACUGCAUCGUGAGCUGCUAAAGACCGACUGCACCUUUAUCGGAGACAUCACAGACGUCCCCGGGGCAGCGGUUGCCAUUAACAACUGUGACGGACUGGCUGGGAUGAUCCGUACUGACUCAGAUGAGUACUUCAUCGAGCCAUUGGAGAGAGGCACUCAGGAGCUGGAGGACCAGGGCAGGGUCCACGUGGUUUAUCGCAGGUCGGCUCUGCUGCAGGCCCCCUCCGACAUCUCUGUGGACUACCAACUACAAGAGCCAGAGCUGGAUGUUGCAGGGACGCUUGACUCUGUGGCCCGGCAGGUCAAUGAGACUGUCCACCGUCGCCGCCGCCGCCGAGAUGCCGGGGAGGACGACUACAACAUUGAAAUCCUGCUGGGCGUUGAUGACUCUGUGGUUCGAUUUCACGGCAAGGAGCACGUUCAAAAUUACCUCCUCACUCUCAUGAAUAUUGUGAACGAGAUUUACCACGACGAGUCACUGGGAGUCCACAUCAACGUGGUCCUGGUGAGGAUGAUCAUGCUGGGGUAUGCCAAGUCCAUCAGCCUCAUUGAAAGAGGCAACCCAUCACGGAGCCUGGAGAAUGUGUGCCGCUGGGCGUUUGUACAACAGAAAGGCGACCCUGAUCACGCAGAACACCACGACCACGCAAUUUUCCUCACUCGCCAAGGUUUUGGCCCCACGGGAAUGCAGGGUUAUGCUCCAGUCACAGGAAUGUGCCACCCAGUCCGGAGCUGCACCCUCAACCAUGAAGACGGCUUCUCCUCAGCCUUCGUUGUGGCUCACGAGACCGGACAUGUAUUAGGCAUGGAGCACGACGGCCAAGGCAACCGCUGCGGGGACGAAACGGCGAUGGGAAGCGUGAUGGCUCCUCUGGUGCAGGCGGCCUUCCAUCGAUAUCACUGGUCCAUGUGCAGCGGACAAGAGCUGAAGAGAUACAUCCACACGUAUGACUGUCUCUUGGAUGACCCCUUUAAACAUGAUUGGCCGCAGCUUCCUGAACUUCCUGGCAUCAACUACUCGAUGGAUGAGCAGUGUCGGUUCGACUUUGGUGUGGGCUAUAAGAUCUGCACUUCAUUUCGUACAUUCGACCCAUGUAAACAGCUGUGGUGCAGCCACCCAGACAACCCUUACUUCUGCAAAACCAAGAAGGGGCCACCCCUCGAUGGGACUGAGUGUGCUCCUGGAAAAUGGUGCUACAAAGGUCACUGCAUGUGGAAAAACCCUAACCAGGUCAAGCAAGACGGCACCUGGGGCGCCUGGAGCAAAUACGGCUCCUGCUCGCGCUCCUGUGGAACUGGAGUUCGCUUCCGCACACGUCAGUGCAACAACCCAGCACCAUCCAAUGGUGGCCAGGACUGCCCAGGAGUAAACUACGAGUAUCAGCUGUGCAACACUGACGACUGCCCCAAGCAUUUUGAAGAUUUCCGAGCCCAGCAGUGCCAGCUCCGGAACUCCCACUUUGAGUUUCAAAAUGCCAAACACCAUUGGCUGCCCUACGAGCAUCCCGACGCCAGCAAGAGAUGCCACUUAUACUGCCAGUCAAAGGAGACAUUAGAUGUGGCAUACAUGAAGCAGCUGGUGCAUGAUGGGACACGAUGCUCCUACAAAGAUGCCUACAGUAUCUGUGUGCGUGGGGAAUGUGUGAAAGUUGGCUGCGACAGAGAGAUUGGCUCUACCAAAGUUGAGGACAAAUGUGGCGUUUGUGGUGGGGAUAAUUCCCACUGCCGCACAGUUAAAGGAACCUUCACCCGAACACCAAAGAAAGCUGGUUACCUUAAGAUGUUUCUCAUUCCCCCUGGAGCUAGACAUGUGAUCAUCCAAGAACAUGAGGCCUCCCCUCAAAUUCUUGCAAUCAAGAACCAGGCAACGGGGCAUUACAUUCUCAAUGGAAAAGGAGAGGAGGUCAAGUCCAGAAGCUUCAUUGACUUGGGCGUGGAGUGGCACUACAUUAUGGAGGACGAUGUGGAGACGCUGCACACUGACGGACCUCUGCAUGACCCCGUGGUGGUUCUGAUUAUACCCAAGGACAAUGAAACACGCUCUACUUUAAUGUACAAGUACAUCAUCCAUGAAGAUUCAGUGCCUGUCAACAACAACAAUGUCAUCCAGGAGGACACGUUUGAGUGGGCUCUGAAGAGCUGGUCUCCGUGUUCCAAGCCUUGCGCAGGAGGGUUUCAGUAUACCAAGUAUGGAUGCCGAAAGAAAGGAGACACCAAGAUGGUCCAUCGAGGUUACUGCGACGCCAACAAGAAGCCAAAACCCAUCCGCAGAAUGUGCAACCUUCAGGACUGCACACAGCCUCAAUGGAUCUCAGAGGAAUGGGAGCACUGUACCAAAACCUGUGGCAGCCUGGGCUUUCAGAUCCGGACGGUUCGCUGCGUGCAGUACCUGCACGACGGUACCAACCGCUCCGUCCACAGCAAGUACUGCAGCGGGGAGAAGCCAGAGAGUCGGAGGCCCUGUAACAGAGUCCCAUGUCCUGCCCAGUGGAGGACCGGAGCGUGGUCAGAGUGCUCCGUGACCUGUGGAGAUGGGAUGGAGAGGCGUCUGGUCACUUGCCGGAUUGGAGAUCAAUGUAAUGGAGAAAAACCUGAAACUGUGAGACCGUGUAGGCCAGGACCCUGCCAUGAUGAGCCCUGUAAUGGAGACAAAUCCAUCUUCUGCCAAAUGGAGGUUCUUGCACGAUACUGCUCAAUUCCAGGCUACAACAAACUGUGCUGCGACUCCUGCAGCAAGCGCAGUGGAGCUCUGUCUCUGUUCUCAGAGGCAGCUGAGACGGAGGAGCAUGUCCGCUUUGGAUCAGCCUCCCAGCUGCUAGAGACAUUAACAGCCUCUGUAGCAGCCAACGGUACUCGCAGUGGCAAACAAGGCUCAGGCAAAGGAUCGGCCACAUCAGGCAAUGCUGCAAAACACAUCACCACACCUGGCCCGCUUAAGAAAACCCCAUCGAAGAUCACUACAGCACCAAGGCGGGUUCCACGACACAUUGGUUUCACUGGCAGGAAGCUGCAUGCUAUGGUACCCUCCCCGCUGGCAGAUCAUACUGUGGGUCAAAGGUCGAGCAGCUUGACAGAUAGUGGGUGGCCUACAGAAUAUUCUGAAGUGGAGAGAUGAAAGUGAUGCCCUUCCCCUUAAGGACUCCUAAUGUACAGUAGAUAAUCCAGCUUCAUCCUGAGUCUUUCCUGGCAAACCACAAAGAGAGAAACAGAGAAAGAAAAGUGCUGGUUCACUUUGUUGUUAAGAAUUGCCCUUCCCUUCUGUCCCUGAUAUGGACGUCAAAUAUGACUUUGACAUUUUACAGAAAGCUCCCAGAGCAUUUGAAUACUUUACUUUAUAUUGAAAGGAGAAAAUAUUACAAUUAUUUCAAGAUAAAGGGACACAGGGUCUGGAGGGAAUUUUCAUCCAUGUUGAAUGAAAAGUUUAAUAAAACACAGCUUUGGUAGUUUAAAGUGA